AUGGCACCGCAGGUGCGGUGCCUCUGUUAUCCGCCCCGCAUUAGUGCAGACCCAGAACCCUUGCGCUUGUACCGCUACACCACCCCAACGCCGAUUGGCGAGUUCGUUGUGCUCGUUGACGCCGAAGGGGCUGUGCGGUUGAGCAACUGGACGGACUGCGAGGAGUAUGCACUGGGACGACUGCGGCGCGCGUACAACCCGCGCGAAAUCGUCGUGCUGGAUGCAGCCGCAUUGACAACGGGAGGGGAAGCGGGCGAGGGUGCUGAUGCUGAUGUGCGCUCUUUCGCGGUACGGCAGCUACAGCGGUUCUUUGGUUAUCCUACAGUUGGCACAAAUGAAAAAAGCUGCGAGAACGGUGCAGGCAGUUUGCAUCAAGACGACAAUGUGCCGAUCCGCAUUCGGCAGCAGGAGCUGCACGCACUGCUAGCGGCCGUGAACGUGGAGCUUGCGCCGUCGACGCAGUUCCAGCAGGCAACGUGGAGGGUCCUCCGCGAGGUGCACUGUGGCGCAGUGACGACGUACGGCGCCCUCGCGGCACGCUGCCAGCGCCCCAACGCCAGCCGUGCUGUUGGGCAGGCGAUGCGGGAGAACCACCACUGCGUGUUUCUGCCGUGCCACCGCGUUGUUGGGGCGUCACGCGCGCUGACAGGGUUCAGCUCCGGGUUGUGGCGCAAGUCGUGGUUGCUGUGGCACGAGCAGGCGCCGUUGCCGGUGCAGCAGCUGCAGCACGCGGAGUUGGAGCUCAGAGUAUCACUCAAACGGCCCAGAAAGUAG
This is a messenger RNA of Trypanosoma grayi, 774 nucleotides long. Its product is annotated as O-6 methyl-guanine alkyl transferase. The coding region runs from base 1 to 774 and encodes 257 amino acids. Gene Ontology annotation, biological process: DNA repair. The transcript has a single exon. Gene Ontology annotation, molecular function: methylated-DNA-[protein]-cysteine S-methyltransferase activity. NCBI's taxonomy places the organism in Eukaryota, Euglenozoa, Kinetoplastea, Trypanosomatida, Trypanosomatidae. The record is from RefSeq and is a predicted model, not a curated record.